Molecule: messenger RNA, 2549 nt
Organism: Schistocerca gregaria
Lineage: Eukaryota; Metazoa; Arthropoda; Insecta; Orthoptera; Acrididae
Exons: 7
Coding region: 539-1702 (387 amino acids)
Source: RefSeq, a predicted model, not a curated record
AUUAUUUUGCAAAAUUCUUUCUUUGUACGCACUCAAACAAAUUUACGGAACAUCUGAGGGAGGGAGAGUAAUUUUUAGAUUCUUGUGGCUUACUGAUAAUUAUAACAUUUUAGUUUAUACUGCAAACGAAUAUUUACGUAUAUUUAAUUGUCGCAAAUAAUGACGUAGACAUUCAUAAAAUUUCAAAACAGCGCAAAAUAUCUGAAGGGAAUAAUCAUGUACAAUAUCAAACCAACAAUGAGAUCCUAAUGGAUAUUAUCGAGACUAUCAAAACAUAUGUUGACGUAUGGGCCAUGAUUAUUAUUCCGUGAGGAUUUUUCAAAGAAUAACAAUGUAUAGCUAAGAAAAUGAAAGGCUGACUUAAACACUAGACAAGAGAACAUUCAUCUGUGGAAGUGUUUUCUGGUAAAGAGAGAUUUCAGUCAUACUUAAAAACUGAAGAAGUCUCUCGGAAAACUAAGAAGCCUUUUGGAGAGGAUCGGUGCAGCAAAGUCCACCUGGUUUCGAAACGUGAUCGCCUGUGCAGGCGGAGUGCGCUAUGUCGGUGGUGGAGAGCAACAAGGAGGGCGGCGACGCGGCGCCCGCGACUCUGCUGCAGCCCACCAGCAUGGCCGUGGCGCCCUCGCUAAUGCUCGACCCGGCGCUCUCCGAGAUGUCGGAUGAGCUGUCGCAGUCGCAGUCCCUCUUCUCAGCCUACACUUACCACGAAGACUCUGACGACGCCUACUCACAGGUGCUGAGCGAGCUGGACCUGGUGACCAAGGAGCAGUGGCAGACGCCGGCGUUGGCACCCAUGGUGGGGGUGGGGAUGGGGGUGGGCAUGGCACCGGCCACGUGGCAGCUGACGCGGCCCCCGCCCUUCUGCCCCGAGGUCAUCGGCGACGCGCCGCCAGUCGCUCCGGAAGCCUACACGCAAGAUGGGUGGUGCGACCCAGACAUGGUGGACGGCGUCACGGGCGGCGGCGCGUUGGUGGCGACACCACACGGCACCAUCAACCUGCGCCUGCGCGACCGUGUGCGCGUCGAGAUGACCGUCGAUCAGGCCAUCCGGAUCGUCAGCCUCAAGAACAACAUAUUAUUGGCACUGAGCAGCAGCGGGUCAUCUUCAGCACUGAUCCACCCAAAUGGCUGCGUCUACCAAUACGGCAGCCGCGUCGAGAUCCUCGCCAACGAUGCCAAUGGAAAUUACAAGCUGGCCAAGAUGUGGUACAAGGGAGUAAGCUUCACGUCGGAGAAGUGCGCGCUGGUGUACCUCGUGGACGCGGCCGGCACGCGCACAACCACUGACGUCUUCUCCGACAUGAGCAACGACUUCAGCCUGUCCGUUUUCUAUGACGACUCCUGCCACGGCCUGCCCUACAUCCACGACUGCAUCGCUACGCUUCAGCGGGCGCAGCAUUGGGUCACCGAUGAAGGAAUCUUCCACUGGAUGAUCAACAGCGUGCACAUUUCACAGACACAGGAUGGACUCGUAAGGGUGGCGCGCCACUCCAACAAGUACCAGAUGCGGACGUCGCCUGCCAACGGGACGGCGUCGCUGACCACGCCUUUCGUGCACUGCACCGCCUCGCUGGGACAGUCUUCCCACCUGUUCGUGAAGCGCGGCGAGCGCCGCAUGCACUAUGACGGCUCCAGCUUCAUCGUGCGCAACGCCGGGCAUUCCGCCGGCUUCGACGAGAAGAAUCAGCUCAAGGUCUACUGAGGGCGGUGGCGCGGGACACUAGGGAGGCGGCACACCCUCGGCUUUUCUACGUCUUUUCUAGAAGCGCGUCACCUUUCCAAUAUACACUCUUCACGUAUCAUUUUUACUCGUGUCGCUUUUUUUCCUUUUGUAACUCUUUAUUGUAUACAAAUAUUGUCUCGUUUUGCUUAAACCGUGGAACUUUUUUUCGUGUUUCUUUACACAGUAAAACACUUUUUGUUUUAUUUUUAUUUUUUGGAAGUUGUUUACACUCAGUCGAACAUUCACCUCACUUGUAGCAUGCUUUGGUGAAAUAAUUUGCAACUUUCUCCUCUGAACAGUUUAGCAAAAAUUAAGUCCUUUAUAGACAAUUACGUAUCGUAACCAAGCGACAGUUUGUAGGACCUACCACGUAACAGUAACGAAUAAGUACGUCUCUUUGUCUGAUACGAUACGACUUUUUGUCAAGCUGUAUCAGUCUUUGCUUUUUGUUAGUCAUACACUAAAAAUUUUCGUAACACAUAGCUACACACUGCCUAAAACAUAGUAAUUCUUUAAAAAAAAAUUAACCCAGCUAAUGUGCGCAUUCUUGUCUUUUCAUUCUGUUGUAACAGAUGGGUUUACUUCAUGACUCGAUGUACAAAGUGGAGUUACGGUUUCUAUAUAAAUAUGUAUCCGCCUCCCUAUAAUUUUCCAAAUUACGUAUAUCUUGUCAAUACCGAUGUUUUGAAAAUAGAAAUUUUUCGUUAUUUCGUCGCAUUGUGAGUUAAAAUCUAACCAAAAAUGUUUGUAGUGAUUUGUAUUUUGUUCAAAUGUAGUGAUGUAUUAUGUGUCUUGCAAUAUAAUACAGUAUGAAUUUCAUUCCCUU